CAGCUGUUCUAGAGACUCUGCGCCCCAUCCGCCGCAUUUCAGCACCGUCUCCAGGCUGCUGCAGAUAAAGCGCGCUCCCCCCUCUGCGCUGCGCGAUUCACCAGCAUCCUGCAGACAUGGACGUGGUCAACCAGCUGGUUGCCGGGGGGCAGUUCCGUAUAGUGAAGGAGCCCCUGGGAUUUAUCAAAGUCCUGGAAUGGCUCUUCUCUAUCUUUGCCUUCGCAACAUGUGGAAGUUAUUCUGGACAGUUCAGUCUGAGCAUUGAAUGUAACAACAAAAACGAAAGCAAGCCGAAUAUAAAAGUGGACUUUGAAUACCCCUUUAAGCUGCACCAGAAAUAUUUUGAAGCCCCCACGUGCCAAGGUGGAGCCACUUCCAAGGUCUUCUUAGUUGGAGACUACUCUUCCUCUGCUGAGUUCUUUGUCACAGUGGCUGUCUUCGCCUUCUUGUACUCUCUCGGGGCACUCCUCACAUACAUAUUUCUACAGAACAAAUACCGUGAGAACAACAAAGGCCCAAUGAUCGACUGCAUAGUGACAGCUGUUUUCACGUUCCUUUGGCUGGUCAGUUCCAGCGCUUGGGCCAAAGGCUUGUCGGAUAUCAAGUUGGCAACUGACCCUGAGAUGAUCAUCAAGAACCAGAUCCCACCGUUCGAGAAGGGCGAAGGAAAGUGUCAGGAACUGAGCGACCCAGUUAUGUCUGGGCUUAACACCUCUGUGGCCUUCGGGUUUUUGAACUGUGUCAUCUGGCUGGGGAACAUUUGGUUUGUGUUCAAAGAGACAGGAUGGUCAACUCCAUUUAUGAAGUACCCACCACCAGCGCAAGAGAAGCAGCCGGCGCCUGACAGCUACACCCAGGCCCAGGGCUACGGCCAACAAGAUACCUACGCACAGCAAGGUGGCUACCAACCCGACUAUUAUGGCCAGCAAGCUGAUUAUAAUCAGCAGGGGUACACCCAGGCGGGAUAUACCCAACAAGCCGCCCCCACCUCCUUUUCCAACCAGAUGUGAGCUGGCGUCUCCAGAGCUGACCAGUGAGCUUCAGGUUGUAAUGUUCUGAUGUGCAGUGCUGCAGCCCAGCUGCCCUGAGCGAAAUUCCAUGGGAGAAUGUUGUGUCCGUGAUGUUUAUAUAAUAUACUAUAAUAUAUAUAUAUAUAUUUAAAAAUAUAUAUCUGUACCAAAACACAGGAAAACCCCAUCUCAUUCUAUCAGAGACUGUCUUCCUGCAGAGCAUUGCUGUUUAACCCUCUCCGUGCCGCCAUCCUGCAGAGCAUCGCUGUGUCACCCUUUUUUUUUUUUUCUUCUGACCGAGUCAUGGAGAACAAUUACCAAAGUAUCAGCUUUUUCUGAACGGAGAAAGGGAUACUGAACAUUAUUACGGCCAUUGAUGAGUAGACGUACUAUUGUCAUAAAGUGAUUUGUAGGAUAACCAGGCUCUCGGACAGGAAAGGGUGUUUUGUACGUAUGUUUCUUUAUACUUUAAAGGGAAUAUUCCCCUGUAGCACAGAGUUCUGAAGCUUUUUCUAGUUAGUUCUGUAUUUCCUUUAGAGAUCCGUGAUCUGUCUGCAGUUUGCAAUGCAUUGUAGGACCCCGUUGCGUAAAAAGGGAUGGAUCGGGGGCUUGUGUUUAGGGAAAUGCUGUCAUGCGCCCAUGUGAGGUUUGGGUGGGUCGUGAUGGCACAGGCUGGGUUAUGCCAUAGCAGCUCGGGUGCUGAAUAGGUGAGAAACAGAAUAUAUCCGGGGUGUCCAACCUGCGGCCCUUCAGCUGCUGCAGGACUACAUCUCCCAUCCUCCUCAGCCAGCCCCUUAGCUGAAAGAGCAUUAUGGGAGAUGUAGUCCCGCAGCAGCUGGAGGGCCGCAGGUUGGACACCCCUGGAAUAUAUGUAUAUGGAAGCAGGGGUAAUUAGCCCCACAUGCACUGCUGGGCACUGACUGCCCUUCUUACCCCCUUACUUAACCCUAUUACUGCCAGCUUCUCAUGUGCACCCCGUCACCCCCUAAAUCACCCAUGCCUGGUACCCCAUUGUGCUGUAUAUCGUGUUUGUGACACUGAAGUUGCGUGUUGUAAUCCUGGACUGGAAAUAAAGACAGGCUGGAAAAGA
Molecule: messenger RNA, 2100 nt
Organism: Spea bombifrons (plains spadefoot toad)
Lineage: Eukaryota; Metazoa; Chordata; Amphibia; Anura; Pelobatidae
Gene: SYP
Product: synaptophysin
Exons: 7
Coding region: 117-1010 (297 amino acids)
Cellular component (GO): synaptic vesicle; presynaptic active zone; synaptic vesicle membrane
Source: RefSeq, a predicted model, not a curated record